Molecule: messenger RNA, 1712 nt
Organism: Vicia villosa (hairy vetch)
Lineage: Eukaryota; Viridiplantae; Streptophyta; Magnoliopsida; Fabales; Fabaceae
Product: FHA domain-containing protein At4g14490-like
Exons: 1
Coding region: 72-1454 (460 amino acids)
Molecular function (GO): protein binding; mRNA binding
Source: RefSeq, a predicted model, not a curated record
GGGAAUGUGAAAAUUCAAAAAAAAUUGCAGCAGUAGUUCCCAGAGCAACAGCAACACUCAUCACCUCUACAAUGGAAGACGCUCCCUCUCUCGAACUUCAAAUCCUCAACGGUCCUCGCAAAGGUGAAACCCACCGAUUCCAACCCGGUUUCACCGUCAAAAUCGGCCGUGUCGUUCGCGGCAACAAUCUUCCCAUCAAGGAUCCAGGUAUAUCCACCAAACACCUCACUAUCCAAAUCGAUUCUGGAAAUUGGGUAGUCCUUGACCUAGAUUCCUCAAACGGCACCGUUUUGGACGGUGCGACAGUUCCUCCCAAUACUCCUUUUCACCUCCGUGAUGGAUCCGUUGUUAAGAUCGGUGAAGUUACUUCUAUUGUUGUUAACUUCGUUAAACCCCAAAAUAAUGCUACAGUUAGUACCGAAGUAGAAGGGAAACCAAUGCGCGGUAAAAGAGGUAAUAAAGGUGUUAAUUCUAGGGUUCCUGUUCAGAGUGUUGAUGAAAAUGAAACUGGGAAUGUGGUUCAACCUGAACCAACUAGGGUUACGAGAAAUACGAGGAGUGUGCGGAGUGGAAACAAUGUUUCUGAUUCUGCUGUUGGGAAUUUGGAUGCUGUAGAAGAAAAGGUGGAAGAGCCAAAAAAGAACACGCGUGCCACGCGGAAUAAUAAGAGUAAGCAGAAGACGGUCACAUUUAGUGGCUUGAGUAUUGGGGAUUUGGAAGCUCAAGAAGAGAAAGCAGAAGAGUUGAAGAAUGCGAGGGUGACGCGUAACGCGAAGAAUAAGAAUAAGCUGAAUGUGGUUGAGAUUUCUGAAUCAAGUAAUGUGGAUUUGGAUGUUGUGGAAGAGAAGGUGGAGGAACCGAAAAAUAAAAGGGUGACGAGGAAUGCGAAAAAUAAGCGGAAGGUGAUUGAGAUUUCUGAAUCAAGUAUUGUGGAUUUGGAUGUUGUGGAAGAGAAGGUGGAAGAACCGAAGAAGGCAAGGGUGACACGUAAUGCGAAGAAUAAGCAGAAGGUGAUUGAGGUUUCUGAAUCAAGUGUUGGGGAUUUGGAUGUUGUGGAAGAGAAGGUGGAGGAACCGAAAAAUGUAAGGGUGACACGAAAUUCGAAGAAUAAAGGGAUUGUGAUUGGGGAAAAUUCAAGUUUGGCAGAUGGGGUGGUGGAUGUGGAGAAAAAGAAAACAAGGGGUGGUGCCAAGGGAAAGAAGAAGUUAGAGGAAGAGUGUGUUGAUGAUGGAGAUGGUAAAGACAUUUGUGAUGAGAAAGACAAUGAGAAUUUGAACAAGGAUGAGAAUUGGACGGAUAUGAAUAAAAUGAGUUUAGGUGAGUGGUUUGAUUUCUUGGAAGUUUUUUUGCCAAAACAGAUCAACAAUGAAACUGAAGCUAUUAUUGAUUCCAUGAGAGAAAAAGCUGAGAGACUUCGCGAGUACGUCAUAAUGUAUCAGAAUCAAAAAGCUUAAACUACCCCUGGAAUGGAAUAGUCUUGUGCCAUGCUCAUACCACUGCCAAUGCAGUGGUUCUAGAGUUCCAGUUUAUGUAGUUACUGAUUGCUAUGUGAAGUUAGAACAACUGUUAGGUAGUUAGAUUUUGUUAACUGAAGGAGUUCUUAGCUAGCACUCUUCUGCUAUUCUCUCCAGAAUAUUUGUGCUAUGGCUACUUAUAAAAGUAGUGUACCUCUCUAUUAUUGCUUUUAGUGAAGUAACUCAAAUUUACAGAAA